AUGGCGACGGAAUUGGCAAAGCAAGCCAAGACGCGCACCAGGAACACCCCGGAGGAAGCUGUUCUUGACCAGAGUAGUGCAGCGGCAGAGCCAACUAUCGCCUCAAAAAGGACGAGCAGCAUCAUGGCCACUCAGGACAUGACUAUUAUACCUUCAGCAUCGUCUUCUGCGGCACCGUCAAUCACUAGUACCGUACGACAUUAUCGCAGCAUGCUUGAUGUUGAGGAUCCUCCAAAGUUGAACCCUCUGAAUCCGAUGUCCUUUGACGAGUUGUACACUCCACAAGAUCAGGAACAACCUACCAAGAACCUCGGGAAGCUCAAGGACUUCGGGGAGCUCGGGGGAGCUUCCAGGGAACGUGCCGACGAUCAGGUCAAAGAUCUGGGCUCUUCUAACGGCUCCGAUUCACCCACGGGUGCUCCCGCCUCUCCUCCUGCUGGCAAGCUUGAGUCCGCGGCCUCCGCUCAAGAUGUUCCUCCUUCUGACCCCGCGCCUGCAGUUCCCUCUCAGCCAGCUCCUUCUUCUAUCCAGGACGCACGAAACAUUGUCCGAAGGAAGCUUACUGGCUAUGUCGGUUUUGCCAACUUGCCCAACCAGUGGCACCGCAAGAGUGUUCGCAAGGGCUUCAACUUCAACGUCAUGGUCGUCGGUGAAUCUGGUCUUGGCAAGUCUACUCUCGUCAAUACGCUGUUCAACACCUCUCUGUACCCUCCCAGAGAGCGCAAGGGACCUAGCCUGGACAUCAUUCCCAAGACCGUCCAGAUCCAGGCCAUCAGUGCUGAUAUCGAAGAGGCUGGCGUCCGUCUCCGCCUGACUGUUGUCGACACUCCCGGAUUUGGUGACUUUGUCAACAAUGACGAGUCGUGGCGCCCCAUUGUGGACGACAUCGAGCGCCGAUAUGAUGCCUACCUGGAUGCCGAGAACAAGGUCAACCGCAUGAACAUUGUCGACAACCGCAUUCACGCUUGCGUUUUCUUCGUUCAGCCCACUGGCCACUCUUUGAAGCCCCUGGAUAUUGAGGUCAUGCGACGUCUUCACACCAAGGUCAACUUGAUCCCUGUCAUUGCCAAGUCUGACACGCUCACCGAUGAGGAGAUUGCCAGCUUCAAGGCCAGAAUUCUGGCCGAUAUCAAACACCAUGGCAUUCAGAUCUUUGAGGGUCCUCGAUAUGAGCUGGAUGAUGAGGAGACCAUUGCCGAGAACAAUGAAAUCAUGUCCAAGGUUCCAUUCGCCGUUGUUGGUGCCACCAAUGAGAUCAAGACUGCCGACGGCAGAGCCGUUCGCGGACGUCAUUACCCUUGGGGUAUCAUUGAGGUUGACAACGAGGAGCACUGCGACUUUGUCAAGCUGCGCCAGAUGCUCAUCCGAACGCACAUGGAAGAGCUCAAGGAGCAUACCAACAACACUCUGUACGAGAACUACCGUACCGACAAGCUCAUUGCCAUGGGCGUGUCGCAGGACCCCAGUGUCUUCAAGGAGGUCAACCCUGCUGUCAAGCAGGAGGAGGAGCGUGCUCUGCACGAGCAGAAGCUAGCCAAGAUGGAGGCCGAGAUGAAGAUGGUCUUCCAACAAAAGGUUGCCGAGAAAGAGAGCAAGCUCAAGCAGUCCGAGGAGGAGCUGUAUGCCCGUCACAGAGAGAUGAAGGAGCAACUCGAGCGCCAGCGGGCAGAGCUCGAAGACAAGAAGCAGCGCAUCGAGAGCGGACGGCCGCUAGAGAAGGAAGGCAAGCGCAAGGGUUUCUCACUGCGUUAA
Molecule: messenger RNA, 1752 nt
Organism: Pochonia chlamydosporia 170
Lineage: Eukaryota; Fungi; Ascomycota; Sordariomycetes; Hypocreales; Clavicipitaceae
Product: cell division control protein 3
Exons: 5
Coding region: 1-1752 (583 amino acids)
Biological process (GO): cytoskeleton-dependent cytokinesis
Cellular component (GO): septin complex; septin ring; microtubule cytoskeleton
Molecular function (GO): GTP binding; molecular adaptor activity; GTPase activity
Source: RefSeq, a predicted model, not a curated record